AUGCAGCACAACCAUGGCACCCCUUUGCAAGUAGGAGGAGCCCAGCUUCCUCUGGCGUGGAGUCCGAUGAUGGACUAUCCAGGCUUUGGCAUGUCGGCCAGUGCACCGUGCACACCAGCAGUGCCACAAUGGCAGGAGGCCUACUUUCAGGAGGAUGCAUAUGCACAACUCCCGCCGUACUACCUGCCAGUAGGCACAUCCGCACCGACGACACCGGUCGUACCACGCGUGCUGGAGGCGUACUUCCAAGAAGCACCUACCAAGCAACUCUCGACACUGCAACAGGGCUAUGCCGACGCAGGGCCAUCACGGUUCGCAGCAGCGCAUUGGGGGUCGACACCAGAUCAGCAUUUCCACCAGCGUCAAUAUUCAGCGCAGGACCUCGGAGAUGCCAUGCCCAUAGAGCAACACCAGCUUCUGCUGUCGUCGCCCAUUCUUUCGGACAGUGCAUCGGACAGCACCUCUGUCCAAGGAAGUCCGCAGCAGCUCGACUUGCAACCAGUCAGCCUGACUCGUCCCGACCCGAGCACAAGUGGGUAUGGCUGUAUGCAUUGGCUCGAGCAACAACAGCACCAGAGACCGGGCGGUGCUUUCCAGAACAGCCUUUUCUUGUCACAGUAA
Molecule: messenger RNA, 621 nt
Organism: Sporisorium graminicola
Lineage: Eukaryota; Fungi; Basidiomycota; Ustilaginomycetes; Ustilaginales; Ustilaginaceae
Exons: 1
Coding region: 1-621 (206 amino acids)
Source: RefSeq, a predicted model, not a curated record